CCCUUACGUUUCUCACUUUGACUGUGCCUCUCACAUUUCGUAUUCGAUCGAACACGUACCAUUUUGUUCUUUAGCGCAGAGAACGUGUCGUCGCGCCAUCAACGUCAUUGUAAUCGUCGCCGUCAAAUUUAACCCGUGAAGAAGUCAGAUGGACAGGAUCGAAGGAAUAAUCGUGGAUCGUGUCGCGUCAUCGACAUCACCGAUGGUUCUUUCGUGUAACAUUUUAUCUAAACGCGGUCAAUCGUCAAAAGAUCGAAAAGAUAUCUGAGAAACAUUUCCUGUUAACUCGGAACAAACGAACGAUCGAAUGACAGAGCACUGACAUGGAUCUUGGUACCUUCGUAUAAUAUCUGAAAAGAUGAAUGCCCCGCCGCCGGUAUACGCAUCUUCCUGCCCUACGUUGCAGUCGAACCUGUCGCUGCACAGUUCUUCCUAUUACAGUGAAUACAGUGGAGCUGCGAGGAGGCGAUUAUCGUCGACGGGAGAGGCAGACACUUCAGCCACGUCUAGCUAUGAAGGUAGCGAUAGUUCUGAAAACAGCGAUGAAUCGCGUUUGGAGCCAGUGAGCCAGAUGGAACGGGAACAACUCGAAACGUUCUUCAGGGGUUUGAAGUCUCAGGUGUUCGUUUGCGAGUCGUUGGCCAACUUGUAUCUGGGAAGCGCUUCGCAAACCGAAAGAUGGGAGCUUCGGUUUACCGGCAUACCCGUAGUAGUUUUGGAUCUUGGAGAAACCCGAUCGAGAUCCAAGAGGCGGAUUCAAAUUCUGUUGGCUGAACGUGGCACUUGUUUUACUCUUUGGAGGGAGACCAUCGACAAUUUGUCGUCGUACAAGGUAUCGGGUCCGGCUUUUCAUACGAUGUGUCUUUCGUCCGAUCACACGCGCCUCGCGGGACUCAGCUUCGAUAAUCCGAAAGCCGCGAACGACCUUUGGCAACACAUAGAAAGACUCGUUUCUUGUCCAGAGAACAUUAGUCUCUCGAUACCAGGGAAGAAAAAGAAGAAGCCCGUGCAGAAGAAAGUGGUUUUACCGGCCAAGAGUAAUAUCAGCCAACCCUGUCAAUUUCAGCAUGUGACGAGCGUCGACGCUGCCGAUCGAUCCCGAUAUUUUUCUCUUCAAACUAUGGUGCCACCUUUGAACGAGCUAGAAAAUUCUUUGGAAGCAAAUUUUUGAGAUAACGAGACACCGGGCAAUCGUUCAGAUCCGUAGAAUUGUUCAGAUUCUGUCGCGUUGCUCGUUCAUCUAUUGCGCCUAUGUUCUAGGGAUCUAUGUAUCCGAUAAGAUAAGAUUACCUGAAAAAUAUGGCAUAUACCCUUCGAGCUUUCGAGGACGAACAAAAUCAGACGAUUUGCCAGAUCUAUCGCCUUUCUAUUGCGUUUUAUCUCGAUAUAUAAUAUCGCAGAAGAAGAAAGCAAAAGGAACGUAUCAAUUAAUCUUUGUUCUUCUUCUCUUUUUCUUCUUUUUCGUCUUCCUUCUUUUCUUAAGACUUAACAAAAAAAAAAAAAAAAAAAAAAAAACACAACUAAUCAGAAGAAGAAGAAGAAGAAUCGUUAUGAAUCUCGAUCGUUCGGAGAUGCCUGAAAAGCAAGAAAUUCUCGAAUCGAGAAAAAGAAAAAUCAAAACAAAUAGCCUAUUAUUCCUUCUACUAUAAUCGUAACUUUCGAAGGUUUGUGUUCUUAAGAAUGUCGUUGAAUUCAACGAUUUUGCUCGAAGGAGCACAACCCAUGGUACAUACAACAUCUCGUCUUUGAAAUACUUGGUGCGAGUUUAAGAGUUUAUUUAAGAGUUCUUGUAGUAAUAUCCUCUUGGAAACAUUUGGCAUUCAUCAUUAACGAGCGAUUCCACGCUCAUUUCGAUCGUUGUCUUCACAUUUGUCGUUAAAGUUCGCUGUAGUUGUAUUGUCAGUGAGUUUUAUGCGGCACGACGAAUUAAAAUGUUAAUGUUAUAUACGAAUCGUUCUGAAAUUUAAAAAAUUCCCAUUUGAACAAAUUCAAAUGAAUUCAAUACAUGUACGUACUAUAUAUAUAUAUAUAUAUAGAUACUAUACGUAGUGUGGGUGGGAUAUGAAACACGAGUCGAGGGGAGCGAACAGAGAAUCGAAGGCAUUUUUCAAAUUUCGUGGAUUUUUAUUGUGUCGCAUCCUAACGGUUUCACGACAAAAUGCUUCCUUUUUUAAUAAUGCGUUCGAAUGCUCAGCCAAGAAAUUUUAUCACUCUUCCAACGUAAUGCGUUUCGAACUAACGAAUUCUGUCCGAAUAACGACUGCGAUAAGACUGGUUUUAUCAUUCGUCCUAUAUUUAGAAGAACGCGUUAAACAUAGACAUGAUGAUGAUAAUAGCGUUAACACGUAUCUUCGUUAUUCGACGUUGAUCGUUACCACUGACCGUUUUUCGACAUGGGACUUUUACUGCUGGACAGAGCUUAUUAACGUUAUUGGCAUCGAUUAAUAGAGUGUGAAAAAAUUAUGGAAGAGAGAAGGAAAAAGAAAAGAGAGAGAUAGGAAAAAUGGGAAUGGAGAAGCGUGGUUAAACAGUGUUUUCUGUUCCAAAGACGCGUAGUGUCGUUGUUGUCAUCGUUAAAACGUAUCAUAUAAGGAAUAUCAAGAGAAUAAUUAAAUUGUUCGCGUUCAAGCAUACCGUUAAUCCAUUUAUCGGUGAGAAAUAACUAUCGAACGUGUUUGCCUGCUUCAAAUCACUAGGGAUUUUCGGUGAUGAUCUCUACACACUUGAUUGUAUGUACGAAAUAACUUCGAUAUCGACUAACGUAUUGAUUUCUUUGUCUACGACUGUGAUAUAAAUAUAUUUGUAUAGUUACAUUUACGUAAUAUGUAUCCGCAUUGGUUAAUCAUUUUGAUAUGUAAGUUUACGACCAUCGUUUCGCAUGUAAUAAUUAUGCUAAUAAAUAGUAAGUUUACGUAAUAGAUA
Bombus pascuorum is the source of this 2922-nucleotide messenger RNA. RefSeq lists its product as uncharacterized. Gene Ontology annotation, biological process: regulation of transcription by RNA polymerase II. NCBI's taxonomy places the organism in Eukaryota, Metazoa, Arthropoda, Insecta, Hymenoptera, Apidae. Gene Ontology annotation, cellular component: nucleus. Bases 359 to 1171 code for a protein of 270 amino acids. Gene Ontology annotation, molecular function: DNA-binding transcription factor activity, RNA polymerase II-specific; RNA polymerase II cis-regulatory region sequence-specific DNA binding. The transcript is spliced from 4 exons. The record is from RefSeq and is a predicted model, not a curated record.